GCGCCAAAACACACACACACACUCUCGCACGCAUUCCGCAAACGCGCCAUUUCUACCUGCCCAGCACAAUUUCGCCCUCAGUUUACCGCGAAAUUCCACUGAAGACGGACGAAACUUGCCAGAAAACCUCGAAAAGAGACCAAAGUGGGUCAGAGUGAAAAUGAAAAGUAUCGUGAUUGUUGCAGUUUUGCUGGUCAUUGGCCACAACUUGUCUCCGAGUGACGCCAAGGUCCACGUUACCGUGUACUACGAGUCCCUCUGCCCGGACAGCAUCAGGUUCAUCUCCAACCAUCUCUAUCCGACCGUGCAGGAUCCCGGCCUCAGGGACCAGAUCGACGUGCUGUUCGUCCCCUUCGGCAAGAGCAGCUCCAGCCCCAACGGCGACACCGUGGAGUUCGAAUGCCAGCACGGCCCGGCGGAGUGCGAGGGCAACAGAAUGCAAUCCUGCGUCCUCCGGCAGCUGCCCAACAAUCCAGAUGAGCAAAUCAACUUCGUGGCGUGCCAGAUGAACUUCCGAGCUGAGUCAUCCGGUCGUGUCUGCGCCGCGUCUUCCCAUGUUAAUUGGCGCAACGUGGAGGAGUGCUAUGACGGUCGUUUGGGCACGAAAUUGCAACUGGAGGCCGAGGAAUUGACUAAUGCUGUGCUGCCAAAGACGAACUUUGUGCCCACAAUUGUGUACAAUCACGUCUUCGAUAAGACGCUGCACGAGAGAUCUCUCCGGGAGUUCAGGACUGUCGUGUGCGAGAUGCUAAAGUACGAAUUCUCCGCUUGCCAUUGAAAUGCCAUGAGAGAAAUAUAAUAAAUUGAAUUUUUGC
Phlebotomus argentipes is the source of this 815-nucleotide messenger RNA. RefSeq names its product GILT-like protein 1. Lineage: Eukaryota; Metazoa; Arthropoda; Insecta; Diptera; Psychodidae. The transcript has 4 exons. Gene Ontology annotation, molecular function: oxidoreductase activity, acting on a sulfur group of donors, disulfide as acceptor. The record is from RefSeq and is a predicted model, not a curated record. The coding region runs from base 161 to 778 and encodes 205 amino acids.